This is a messenger RNA of Malassezia restricta, 2175 nucleotides long. RefSeq names its product SUN domain protein 1/2. The record is from RefSeq and is a predicted model, not a curated record. Gene Ontology annotation, cellular component: nuclear envelope; meiotic nuclear membrane microtubule tethering complex. The transcript has a single exon. Gene Ontology annotation, biological process: nuclear envelope organization. Lineage: Eukaryota; Fungi; Basidiomycota; Malasseziomycetes; Malasseziales; Malasseziaceae. Gene Ontology annotation, molecular function: protein-membrane adaptor activity. The coding region runs from base 1 to 2175 and encodes 724 amino acids.
AUGAGCAUCCACAAUGAAAUGGCCAACAGCGCGAGCCCAGCUGCCGCAUCGCCGUUGCGGCGUUCGGCGCGACUCAACCGCGAUGUAGGCAUCGGCAGCGGCUUGCGUAGCCAGCCAGAGGCGAUGGACGCGUCCGCAUGGUCCUCUUCCCUGUACUCGACGCGUGAUCCAUCACAGGUGAGUAGCUACUACCUCAGGCCCUAUGAAGAAGAGAAGAAAGACGCGUCAAUGGACGACUCGCUCACUGGACUCGGCUCACUGCUUCGUGGAGCGCAGCGCCCGACCCAUACGCCGAGAUCAUAUGUCCGUGAUCGCUCCGCUUUUCCAGACUACUCAGAAGAGGACAAGUUUAUGGAGCGCGUCGAGUCCGAGUGGCGGAAACGCUCGGGUCAUGAAGACGAUCCACCCUCAGGCACGCCUGAGCUCGAGCAGGCCGACGAUCCUGUUUUCGAGACGCAGCCAACGACGCCUCAGGUCCCUGGCCUGUUUCGCUCUGUCCUCCAUUCGGCCAAACGUGCUGCUUCUCCAGCGUCUCCCGCCAGACGGCCAAUCGUAUGGCCCACCCUCCUAUGGUGCGCGAUCGCUGUGCUGAUCGCCUACGUAUGGUAUGCGCAUUUCCCCACCUUCUUGUCCGCAUCAGAUCCGCUUGUCACGUCGCGCCCGUGGACAUCACCAGCCAGUGGCUCGAGCCAGGAGCUGCGUGAGCGUAUCGUGACGCUGGAAGGAGCUCUUAAUAAGGUCUGGCGCUCGGUGGGUGACUUGAGCCAGGAGCUGCGUACAUCGCAAGACAAGGUCUUGCAGCGUCUAUCGACGCUUGAACAAAAAAGCGUGCUGCGCUCGAGCUUCGAUGCGCUCGAGCGCGAUGUACGUGCGCUCAAGAAACAGCAUGCUGAGAGUGUUUCGCACUGGCAGGCCGAAAAGGCACGCAUCGAAGCGCUGCUGUCCCAAAGCAAAGAUACCAAUAGCGCGGCCUUCCGCGCCCGCCUCGCUGACCUUGACACGCGCCUGUCACGCGCUGAGGUGCAGGCGCGCGAGGCGUCGGAGGCAGCGAAGCAAGCGAAACAGGCUUGGGAGCCGCUGCGCGGCUUUCUUCCGGAGCGCAUGCCUGUGCGGUACGACGCACGUACUCAACAGGUGCGCAUUGACCCUGCGUUCUGGCACGAGUUCCGCAAAGUCGUACCAGCGCAGCACCAGGGCACCGCGCCCAUGUCGUGGGAGGCAUUUCUUGCCGAGCACCGGCACGAGCUUGACGCGUGGAUCGCCGACCUGCUUCACCAUUCGCGCGAUGACAACGCCGUGAUGCUCGACCGUUCGACGUUUUUCAAGCUGAUGGAGGCGGAAAUCACACGUGCCAAGACGGAGCUGUCGACGCAGUUCAACGAGCAUGUACACGGCCUCGAGUCGGACGUGCUGGCCAAGGUGCAGUACCGCCUGGAGCAGCAACAGAAGCAGGAGGGCGCAUCGUCGAGUGCCGUGCAUGUCGAAGACGUGCGAGCCAUGAUCGACGCGGCGCUCGCCGUGUACACGGCCGACCAAAUCGGGCGCGCUGACUUCGCCCAGUACUCGGCAGGCGCGCGUGUGAUCCCGAGCCUCACGAGCCCGACGCAUGAGGUGCGUGUCCAGGGUGCGAACGUGCACAGCCUCUCGUCUAUGCUCGCGCAUAUGCUGCCUCUGCCGGUCUUGUGGCGUCACCGCAGUGCCUCGGACUCGUACACGGUGCGCGGCCGCAUGCCUGUGGUGGCCCUGCACCACGACACCUCGCCUGGCAUGUGCUGGCCGUUCUCCGGCUCGCACGGCCAGCUCGGCAUCCAACUGGUGCGCCGCGUCCGCGUCGAAGCCGUCACAUUGGAUCACGUGCCUUCGAACCUCUCGCUCGAUGGCCAGGGAUCGGCGCCGCGCGACGUCGAAGUGUGGGGCCUGCUGGAGUCGCCGCACGACCGCGUGCAGACCGUGCCUGAUGACCCGACGCCUGUGCCGCCGUCGCCGUUGCAUGUGUUUCUCGGCUCGUUCACGUACGAUGCCCAGCCAGGUGCGCCCCCGAUCCAGACCUUCCCUGUGCGCGACGUCGGCGUCGCCUUCCGUGUUGUCCAGCUCAGUGUGCUGAGCAACCACGGGCUGCGCGACUUUACGUGCCUGUACCGCGUGCGCGUGCACGGCGACCCUGUGUCUCUAUAG